This is a messenger RNA of Lymnaea stagnalis (great pond snail), 11907 nucleotides long. The record is from the annotation of a GenBank genome assembly. Lineage: Eukaryota; Metazoa; Mollusca; Gastropoda; Lymnaeidae.
AUUUGACUAAAUCAAAAAGGAAACGAAAGCCAGUUUGUAAAAGAUGUACGCCCUACUUAAUAAAUAAAAUAUUAUAAGCAUCGAUAGUAUCACUAAUUCAAAAUUGUAGAAGUUGAUAUUAUUAUUUAUAGCAAUUUCAUCAUUGGUUGAUGGUUGGUCAAUUAUUGACAACUAGGCCUCACACAUUUUGUUGAUAAUAAUAAAGACGUUCACUGGAACGAAAUUGAAUAGUUUCGUAGAUUUUAGGUAUACUUUUGGAGGUGUGUUUCAUUUAUGAAAUUUUGAUUGGUUUUCAUUGUGACCUUGUGGCUUUACAAUUCCUCUAACAAAGCUCGCAUUCGAUAAAACUACCUUUCGUCAACCUACACACUGGCGUAAAGUACGGUAUAGGCUACUACUACUGUCAUAUCAUUUGCAACUGCAACUUCGCUAAAUAUUAUAAGCAAUCAUAAUGCAGUCGUACCUCAGGAUUUCCUCUCAGGUAUGUUCAAAUUAUGUUGUUUUUAUUUUGUGGAAAAUGUACUAUUAAAUUACUAUGACUAUGUUAACUAUGUAACAUGUAAAAAAACAAUUUUUAAAUAUAAUAAUAUAAAUAAUAAUAAUAGUAAUAGUCUAGACCUAGGCUAGGCUUUCUAGGCCUAGACCUAAAAUUACCACUUUAAUUAUGUAAUUUAACUUAUUACUAAUUACGGCCUAAUUAACUAAUUUCUAACUUUAAUAGGUAGGCCUACUAAGUAUAGCCAAUUUUUGUAUGAUUUUGAAGUAUGAUGUUCAUUAUCAUAUAAAUUAAAUAUAAUAUUAUCAUUGAUGAUUGUAUUUAAAAUUUAUUGUUGUUGAAGUACUGAGUACUGUACUGUAAAUUAGUAAACAGUACAGUAGGUCAGUAGGCCUAUCAUUACUGACAUUACUUAUACUUUAUUUUAAAAUACUUUAGCUAUGCCUCAUUGUCAUUAUUCAUUGUACGAAUUUGUAGGCUAAUCGUUAGGCUAUUUAAUGAACAACUAUUUUUACACUUGUCUUAAACUCAACAGCAAAUUACUGCACUGAUAAGCCCAUGAUCAUUCAUUUCAUUAUAAUUUUAUCAACUACUCACCAUCUGAAUGUCAGUGUCAUUAAACUUUUAACUCAAGUUAAAGUUAAAGUUAACUAGCUAGGUUAACUGAAGAUUUAAAAUUUUAAAAUUUUAAGCAUCACAAUUAAUAAGCCUAGGAAUAACUAACAAUAUUUUAAAAGAAAAAUUAUCGUGAAUGGAUUAGAAUUAUUUUAAAAAUUUUUAUUCAUUUCAAUUCUCAAUUGUCAUGAAUUGUUCAUAGUCUCAACUCUAGUUUUUAACCGAAAUAAUAAUAUAUUAUAAAUGAAUUAUAGCCUACUCAAUGUGAUAAUUUCAGGAAAUUAAUUUAUUAGUUAUAGCUAUACUACUACUAAUAAUAAUAGUAAAAAUAAGAUGGCCGAAGUUUUAUGAAAAAAAUUAACUGAAUUUAAAUUGGACAAAAAAAAAUGAUGCAUGAAUUUGAUGAAUUAAAUUCUUGUAGCAAUUUUAAAGUUCUUGAAAUUACAUAAAUGGUACAGGAUUGGUAAGCUUUUUUUUAAAUAUUAAAAACACCCACCAUUCAGGGCACCAAAAAGAAACAAAACAAUUAAGGACAGGACUUAUGGCAGCAGUAAAAAUUUGGUUAAGAAGACAGACAUUUUGAUGUUUUCCUCUUAACUCUCUCCUUCCCUCCAAUUCCAUACAAACUUCCUCCUACUAUCACCCUCUCACACCUCAAACCUCCACUCUCUCAUCACAUUGUUCUCCAUUCCCCAGCAACUCUCUGAUCAAAUGUACUCAACACUUAUCCCUUCCCCACUUAUCCAUUACCCCUUCCCCACUUAUCCCUCACCCUUUCCCCACUUAUCCCUCACCCUUUUCCCACUUAUCCCUCACCCUCUUCCCCACUUAUCCCUCACCCUUUUCCCCACUUAUCCCUCACCCUCUUCCCCACUUAUCCCUCACCCUUUUCCCCCUUUAUCCCUCCCCCUCUUCCCCCCUUCUCCCUCACCCUUUUCCCCCCUUACCCCUCACCCUUUUCCCCACCCCUUCCCCACUUAUCCCUCACCCUUUCCCCCCUCAUCCCUCACCCUUUUCCCACUUAUCCCUCACCCUCUUCCCCACUUAUCCCUCACCCUUUUCCCCACUUAUCCCUCACCCUCUUCCCCACUUAUCCCUCACCCUUUUCCCCAUUUAUCCCUCACCCUCUUCCCCACUUAUCCCUCACCCUUUUCCCCACUUAUCCCUUACCCUUUUCCCCACUUAUCACUCACCCUCUUCCCCACUUAUCCCUCAUCCCUUCCGUACUUAUCCCUUACCCUUUCCAUCCAACUGCUCUUCAUAGAUUCUGCUUAUUAAGUCUAUAUUAAAAUACUUCACUUGUGUUUAGCAAAAUGAUUAUAUUGAUGUAGAUCAGGAAAUGCUUAAUGUGUUGUUGUAUGUAAUCUCUCCUCCCAACCCCCCCCCCCCCACUUCCGCUCAUGGCCAAGGUGGUCAGUCUGUCCACCAUGGCAGAGAGACUUAAAUGGAUAAUAAUAAUGUUAUAAAAAACUAGAGGACUCACAUAAUUGCAUAUAAUGUCUCACUGCUUUAUAAGUCAAAAUUGAUGAUUACAUUCACUUUUAGUUGUUGAUUUAGUAUUUUCCUUCAUAAUAGUCAGUUAUUGAGCAAUAGUCAAUAGCCCAUGAGUUCAGUAAUGGACCAAUAGUACACUCAUAAAUACAAGUUGAAAUUUUUUACUGGUAAAUAAAAAAAUAAGUAUAUAAAAUAACUGUUAUAAGAAAUUUAAAAUUUACACAAAAUUGUUCUCUUUCAAUUGGAAGUAUUAAGAUGCUCUAUGAGGAGAGAUUAUACAAAUUUUCUUAUGAUGUAUUCAAUAUUGACCUUCUAAAUAACACACUACUAUUGUUACAGUGAUAUGAUUAAACUAUUUUCCUUUUUAAGUAUUAGCGAAUGAAAAUGAGCUUAUAUUAAGAUACCCAGUGUUUUGUCUUGGUACCAUGUUGAUAAAUAGUAAUUGGUUGCUAAAAAUUAUAUAAAUUAUAAAUAUUUCUUGUUCCAGAGUGUUAAGUCCUUGUUGAUGAGUCGGUCCUAUGCGUCAGCAUCAGGAUUGAAAGUAGGUGAUGCUAUCUAAAAUUAUGUCUCAGAUAUCAAAAGUUGGUUAUUGAAUAACCAAGGUAUAGAAAUUAUUUACACUUUUCUCAAUUAACUUAAUUAAAACUGAUUUAUUCAGUCAUUUGUAAGUGGAAUAUCAUAAAUAUUUUAUUUUUUUGUAUAUAUAAAAUUUUGGUAAUUCUCUUUUUAAUAAACAAUGAUGCCAUGCUUUUAAAACACUAGUAUUUAUUGUAUUACAUUCAUAUAUCUAUAAAAAGCAAUAUCUUAGUUUGUUAUAAAAACAAUGUUUCUAUCUUUUUAAGUUUUCAAAAUAUAAUCAAGUUUCUAAUUUCUUAGUUUAUUAUAUUUGUUGGUAUUCUUUUCAGUUGUUUUAGUUUUUUAUUAAUGCUCAUGUUCAUUAUCAGUUUUAUUUACCAAAUGAGCCAAGUUCUUUUCAUAUCUUUUGUAAUGUAAAUUUUCUUAAAAAUUGGGCCUAAAAAUUCUUCAUGUCAAAACAUCAUUUUAGGAACAUGUUGACUUUAGAUCAUUCAUCACUGAAAAUGUGUAAACCAGCUCUCUUUAGUACUCCUAUAAUCUAUUUUCUUUCAAUCCUAGUGAUGAGACUAUCAGACCUGAGUGCUUUCCUGCACUGAUUAUCUUAUUUUUUAAGGGAUGUCCUAAAGAUAAUAAAAUCUGAUAAGUAUUUGUGUAAUACACUUUGAAACAGCAGUUUUCUCUAUCCUCAAGCAUAAUUUGAAACAUUUGGUUUGACUGUUUAUCUUGUGCUUCUUUAGUUGUGUGUGUGUUUGUGUUUUUCAAUUUCUUAAAUAAAACAGAAUUGAUUAUGUUUACAUAUUAAAUCUUUCUUAUUUGAACUGCUCAGACUGAUCCACAUGAAACUCUUGAGAUUUUGGUUUGAGUUCAUGCAGACAAAUGAGAUGAACUCACCUUCGUUUGACUUUCCUACUCAAGUUUUUUUUUUUUCUAAUUUCUAGUUAGAUUUUACUGUUAACCUGAGUAGACUAGACAUUUCUUUUAAAACUAUAUUUGCUUAAUUUUAAAUGUUUUAAUAUCAAAUACUGUCACCAAAUUGCUAAUACUUAACACAGCCUCAUAAAGUAGACUAUUUUGGUUAUUGUAAAUAGAAAUUUCUGGUUUAAGCAAUUAUUACACACUAUUCUUCAUUGCAACCAACAAAUACUGUUUUUGUUUUGUUUUUGGUUUAAAAAAAAAAUAUUCACCUUGCACUUGCUUAGUCUUCACCAGUAUAAAAACUGCUGUUAUAAAUAAUCUUAUUUUUCUUCGGGUGACACACAUUGUCAACUGUCAUUUCAGUAAAGAGUAUUUGCAAUGCAUUACAAAAAAAGCAUAAAGCAUUUUUCAGAUUGAGGAAGAUUUUCAAAUCUAUCUUCUAAAUCUUCUUGCUUAACAUUUUUAGCAUAAAUAUGUUUUGUGAAUAGACCAGACCCACCUCCUGUAAGAUUCCAUGUUUACCAUUUAAAGUCAAUUGUAAUGUAAUAAAUAAUGGAUGAGAAAAUUAUUAUUUUGUUGUGUUUUGUUUACUCUAUAGGAGGUAGUCAUUGUUAGUGCGGUUCGAACUCCCAUAGGAUCAUUUCUUGGGUCUUUGUCAUCUGUCCCUGCCACCAAACUUGGAGCUGCAGCAAUCAGUGCAGCAGUUCAAAAAGCAGGUUGGGUUUAAAAAAAAUUUAAUAAUUUCAUUGUUAUAGCCACUACAGCCUACUUUCCAUAAUUGUAAUCUUGUUGAUUACUGAUUUUAUUGUUAAAAUUUUGAUAAUAAAUCAACAUCUUUGCUGAUGCCAUUUAAACACUGAAUUUAUGUCGGCUAUAAAGUCAUGACUUGUUUUUUUAUUUACAUUAUUUUAGUUGACAAAUGUUGACAUGAAUAACUUUACUAUAAGUGUCCCUCCUCACCCUCAUUUCUGCAAAGACAAAACACUGAUAACAUUCUUUCUAUCUUGCAGGAAUUGCGCCUGAUGUUGUGAAUGAGGUGUACAUGGGAAAUGUUCUUCAGGGAAGACAAGGUCAAGCCCCAAGCCGACAAGCAACUCUUGGUGCUGGUGAGUUUAAAAUUGUUCAGCUUGUAAUAUAUUUUGUUGACAAUAAUAGUAAUAGAGUUCAUAUUGGUAGCAUGUCAAAAAGUGUGACUAAAAUAGAGUUUGUUUGCCUAAAAAAAUGUGAAGUGACAUUAUUUAACCUUAUCAUUUAAAGAUGUUAAAAAAAGUAUUCUGAACUUUGUUUUUUUUUUAAAAUGCAGUUAAAUAAUUUUGUUAUAUAGAAAUAAAUAAAAAAUCCAAUAACUAUUUAUUUUUUAGGUCUUCCCAUUACCACCCCAACAACCACAAUCAACAAAGUUUGUGCGUCUGGCAUGAAAGCCAUUAUGUUGGCAUCACAAAGCCUCAUGUGUGGUCACCAGGUCAGUUCAUCAAUUCGUAAAUUUUUAUUUUUAUCAUGAUCUUCAUAGAUUAGUGAUAUAGCAUUUUAAACUCUUCACUAUUAAUAUACACUUUAUAAAAUGCACCUGCAGGUUUUGCACAGUCUUUGAAGGUUUGGGAAAAAUAUAUAAAAAAUUCCAGUGUCCUGAAAGUUUACGAAAAUUGACCAAAAAAAUCAUGGUCUUUGAAAAUUAAAAAAAAAAAAUAUGAAAGAAAAAAACCCAAUAUGUUUUCAUUUCUAAUGAUCCAUAACCUUGCAAGAAAGAAAUUUGUUGAUAGGUCAGUAGAUUUCUUUAAGCCAAUCAAAGAGUUGUUGAAUUUUGCCUAGCAGCUAGGAUGAAAUACACUUUGUAUCUGGAAAAGCAGAAAGGAAAAAAAACUUGAGUAAAAAACAACAAAAAACACGAGAUAGAUAAAGUGCAGGAAACAGAUGUAACCAGUCUAGUUAUAGGGACUUCUCUUUUCUCUGUGCUUCAAAUGCAUUUAGGAAAAGGCACCAGAAAGGGAGAAAGAAGCUUUUAACCUCCAAAAACUUAUUGAUGACAAAGAGGGAGGCUUACAGUAAAAAAAAAAAAGUGAAAUAUUUUUAAUGUAUUAAAUGAUAUAUUAUUUAUGUAACUAUUGAAUUGGGACUGUUAGAAUAAAUCAAGCUGAACACAUUUUUUUCAUAGCUGCAGGACACAACUGGUCCGCCAGGAUAUUGUGGAAUAUUUUGUCUAGGACAUUACCAGUUGUCUGUGCCUGGCAGUUCAUCAUGAUCACUGUGUCUGUGCCUAGUGAUUUACCUGAUUACUAUGUUUCAACUAUUAAUUCAAGCAACAACUUACUUUUGAAUACUAAGCUGAAUAAAAUGUAUAUAAGAUUUUACAUACUUUGUGUUAGUUUUCCAAGAAAAUAAAAGAUGAGCUGGCUUUUAUAUAUAUAUAUAUAUAUAGUGUGUAUACUUUAAUGUGAUAAAGAAUUUAUAUCUAUGCUAUAAUUAGUUGUUUUUUUACACUUUAGAGUAUGAUAAUAAAUAGGUCUUUGAAUUAGAAAAAAAAAAGUCUUUUUUAAGGUUUGUGAAAAGUUUAUGAAUUCUGGACCUUGAAGUCUGAACCUGAUUGUUAACUGUGUAAAUAUGUAGGAUCUAGUCUUUUAUUUAAAAAGACAUCUACAGUGUAAAAAUGUAGGAUCGAGGCUUUUUUUAAAAGACAUGUCUCUAUCCAUUAUGUGACAUCAUUCCUCAUGUCUCUGUAUUCAUUAUGGGACAGCAUCCCUCAUGUCUCUAUAUCCAUUAUGUGACAGAAAUUCCUGAAGCAUUCAUGUUUGUUUCUUAUCUCCAGGAAGUUAUGGUGGCUGGAGGUAUGGAGAGCAUGUCUAAUGUUCCAUUUUAUCUCAAGAGAGGAAAUCUACCAUAUGGUGGGAUCAACCUAGAGGUUAGUUAACAAAAGCUAUCUGAGUGUUCUUUAGCAGAGAGAACCAUGUGCAUGUGAUUCUUGUCUAGCUUAAAAAUAAUGUCUAACAGACUCUCAAUAAUCUUAGCUACCCUAAAUCUCAUUUCAAGUUUUUAAGAAAAUUUAAAUAUAAAUAAAUGCAUCUCAUUUGCCUGGGACAUUUCCUCAUUACCAUCUAAAUACAACAUAAGCAAAAAAUCAUAAUUUUAUAAAUGAAGGAUUUGUUGUUAUUAGCAUUUAAAAACUCAUAAAUUGGUAAUCAGCAAAACAUUUAUUGUUUUCACAUUUCUCCUUUUUUUAAAAAAAAAAUUAUUUGAUAUCAUCCCUGAUAUAUAAUGAUAAAUAUUUCAACUAUAAUAGAGAAUUAAUAUAUUUAUUUUUAAUUUUAAACUCAUUUGUACAUGUGCUUGAGCUUUCAUGUUAAAAAAAAACAACACAAAUUAACAUUCUCAAGCAAGUCCUGGUCUCAACACCAAUAUUGAAGAAUUAGUCGUUAUCAAAAAGCAACAUUACAUCAUGGGGUAGUUAUCCAAAUAUGGAUUAUUAAUGAAGUAAGCAUGUCUGUAGGUCAGUGGUUCUCAACCUUCCUAAUGCCACGACCCUUUAAUACAGUUCCCAUUGUAGUGGCAACCCCCAAACACAAAAUUAUUUUCGUUGCUACUUCAUAACUAGAUUUCAUGUGUUUUCCGAUGGUCUUAGGCGACCCCUGUGAAAGGGUCGUUCGACCCCCAAAGGGGUCACGACCCACAGGUUGAGAACCGCUGCUGUAGGUGUAUUGGUCGGCACUUUUAAAAAAAAAAUUAUAGUCCAAAAUUCUUGAAUAUAUAUGCAUUUGAUGAGACCCUUCUUCUCUGUAUGGAUAUCUGCUAAAAUAUAAUCUCCUAAAUCUGACCAAACCCUGUCCCCUUCCUCAGUGGGCAUACAAUAUAGAUUAAUAUAUCAAAAUGGAUUGAUCACACUUUGUAAUUUUUAAAAAUUAUUCAAUUUCCUCGGCUGUGGAACAAACAUUAGUUGUUAUUAGUUCCCAACAAUAGUCAAUUUUAAUCUGCAUAGAAGCCUAUACAAAUUCUGCUUCAUUUUAGUUAACACAUCAAUGGUUUUCUCCUCUACAGGAUGGUAUUGUGUUUGAUGGACUGACAGAUGUAUACAACAAAUUUCAUAUGGUACAUAUUUCCAGUGUUUUUACGUAAUUUACUGUUACAUAUACUAAUUUACUUACAUAAAUAUUUGAGAAAUUUUUAUUCUGCCAUUUCUUGUAAAAUACUUUACUUUAUUGGCGUCCCAAACCUUUCAAUCUGGUUUCAUUAGACUUUCAUUCUGGUUUCAUUGGACUUUCAUUGGAUUAGAUCAGUGGACUUUAACAUUUUUAUGUUGUGGAUAAUUUUAGUCUAAACUUUGAAAGCAGAAUUUCGAUUGAAAAUGCACAUUUUUUAAAUAAAACAAAUGACUUGGAUAUGAGAUACAUCCAAACAACUGAAUAUGAUAGAUUAACCAUUAAUUUUGGAAAAGCAAAAAUGGAACUACUUGUCUCCCUUUGACAUUUUAGUAUUUAAGAAAAAAACAUCAACCUGAAAUGUACAUUAGAAUGCAUGGGAAAUUUUAUCUUCUUGAAACAUAGCUUCUUGUUUAUUUAUGAAAUCCUGGAGUGUGUGUAUUUAUUUAAAAAGUGUGCAAUUGAAUAGGUGUAAAAAUUUAAAGAUUUUUUAAACAUAGAUGUGAUUAUUGCAUAUUAUUUAAAUUUAAAAAAUUUUAAAAUCUUGUCAUUGUAGGGAAAUUGUGCUGAAAACACAGCAAAGAAAUACAAAAUCAGCAGAGAAGCACAGGAUGAGUUUGCUGUGAGAAGUUACAAACUUAGUCAAAAGUCAGCAGCAGAUGGAGUCUUUGCUUCAGAAAUCAUUUCGGUCGAGGUUCCCCAAAGAAAAGGUAGCCUAUCCAAAAAUUAAUUAUUAAGACAUUUUCGUGAGUUGGGAAAUUCAUUACAUUUGAAAACUUAAUAAUAUCGGGGAUUAUCAAUAUGUGGUUUUAAAUUAGUAUUGAAUCAAAUGUUUCGGUUUUAGUGCAUUCAGAGAUGAUCACUGUUGUUAUUAUUUUGGUUUCAGGCGAUCCCAUUAAAGUGACAGAGGAUGAGGAGUAUAAGAAAACUGACUUCAGCAAAUUUAAGACCCUAAAACCUGCCUUCCAAAAAGAAAAUGGUCAGUUGAUUGACUUGAAACAAAAACAAGAAAUAGUUCCCUUGACAUAUUUCUUUUGACAUCAGUGUUGUUGUUUUUGGUCCUUCGCAUGCGAAGAUGACCAGUGCAAUUUUUUUACUUGAGUAGUAGCCUUGAAUUAAGCCCUAUUUUGUUUCAAGUGAAGGAGAGUUGCUAAAUUUGUCACCCUCAUGCUCUUGUCCUUGUCUACUUGACAAAAUGGCAAGACUUAGUCAAGACAACUGGAAAUAGACCAGGAUGCAGUAGAUGACCAGCAACGUGUGUGUCCCAUAAUACCUACAGGACUCAUCUCUGGGACUCCACCUCUGGGUUUGAUUUCAGAGUUUGUCCUCUCUUAGAUGAGUUGCCAUCUAAGGCUAGUGAGUCCCAUUCACCUUCUAGUGGUGUUUUUGCUUCUCGGGGCAUUUUCCAGUCCACUAACUAAACAAAGUAAUAAGGUUAAAGCUCACAUGUUUUUAAAUGAUAGAGUGACUCUUGCCUUGUUAUUGCUCCUGUUCUCCCUGUUAUUUUUAUAUGCAAAACUGUUUGCUUAACAAGCAAACAAUAAUAAUAAUAAUAAAGUGUAUUUCAAAAACACGCUUCAUCCCCAAAGGCUCGAUUCAUUUUAUUAUUUGGGGUUUAAUUUAACUCAUUAAUUGGUAUUUUCUGCUCAAUUAGAGGAUUGAUUUCAAAUUUUUAAUCCAUUUCAUUGAAAUAUCUUUUCAAAUAGUUGAAGAAAGUGUUGUUUUUUCCUUCAGGCACCGUGACAGCUGCCAAUGCCAGCACAUUGAAUGAUGGAGCUGCCGCACUUGUUCUGAUGACAGCAGAAGCUGCCAAGAAAUAUGGGGCCAAACCCUUAGCAAGAGUUGUUGGUAAGAACUUGCACAAUGCAAAUGACAAUAGAAAUGCCUUUUUUCCUUUAUGAGAAUAAACCAGUCAGUAGGAUAUCAAGGAUUUGAUCUUUUUGUUUUAAAACUUGAAAAAUGAGGAAUACUAACUUUACUUCCUACAUUUAUUUUGGAGUGGAAGAGUUUCGAGUUAAAAAUAACACCUUCUAUACAUCCUAUCCUCUUCAUCACAGGUAGUCAGCUAAGUCAUGGCAAAUUCUUUCUUAAUGUUAGGACUGAAAGAUAUAAAAAUUAGUAUAAAAAAUAGUAUGUUCCCUAGUCUAUGCGAAUUUAACAGCUUACUCCUCCAGUGGUUACGGAAUCUAAAUGAUCACAAAUUAAGUCAUUAUUGUCACUAAGGGAGUUCAUUGAUGGCUGAUUUCCAAGCUAGAGAAAUACUUUAGAUGUCUUGUGUUUAUAAUUGUAUUAUGUUCUUGUGAUUAAAAAUAUAUAUUUAUUUAUGUGCUGAAAAUGAAUAUGUACAAUGUUUAAAAACAUUUUCAUAUAUUUGGUUCAAUAAAAUAAUCUUAUCUUAUCUUGUAUAUGUAGAUACUUUAUUCUGUUUUUUACUGCCAUUACUAUUUAAUAUAAUACAUAUUUCUGACUUCUAGGCUUUGCUGAUGCAGCCAUUGAUCCAAUAGAUUUCCCUACAGCUCCAGCAUUUGCCAUUCCAAAGGUGUGAUCUUAAAAUAUAAAUAUUCAAUAGAUCAGUAUUUAUCAAAACUCAUCAUAGAUUUUCCUCAAAUAUGUCUUUUGAUCAAAUUGUUGGCCUACUGUUCAUCUCUUUUAAACAUGCUUUCACUGCAUGAUAUUGAAAUUAAUUUUUGUAUUUCAUGACCAGCUGCAGAGUUAGCUAGGGUGUAAAUUUCUUAUGAGCUACGGUAAUAUUGGAAUUUUUUAAGAGAGAAUUUGAAACCUUCCAUUGCAUUUUGCAGUUAUUUGAGAAUAGCGGUGUCAAGAAAGAGGAUGUUGCCUUGUGGGAAAUCAAUGAAGCCUUCAGUGUUGUUGUUUUAGCCAAUGUUGAAAUGCUCAAACUGGACAUCAACAAAGUCAAUGUUCAUGGUGGGGCAGUCAGCAUUGGACAUCCUAUUGGGUAAGUGAUCAAAUUUUUACGCCGUUAAAAUAAAAAAUUAUUAUUUAUUGUACUGUUUUUUAAGAAGGCAUGGUUAGGAAAAUGUCUUACAUAUUUUUAUGAAACCAAAUAAUGAUAAAGUUUUUUCUUACUGAAAUCCACUGCAGCUCAGUCGGCCAAAUCAAUUAAUUUUAAUUGUCUCCUAUUUUUUGUUUUGUGUUUGUAGAUCUAAUGAUGAAUGAACAGGUUAUUUUGAAGAAUCUGAAACAUAACUCAAUACAGUGAAUACAUUUUUUGUUUGCUAUACUUACAGUAUGUCUGGUGCCCGCAUCACUGGCCACCUGGCACACCAUCUGAAAUCAGGUGAAUAUGGUGUAGCAAGUAUCUGUAAUGGUGGAGGUGGAGCAUCUGCCAUUUUGAUUCAGAAGUUGUAGUAAAAAAAAAAUUAUGUUUUAUGUGAAUGAGUGACUUUCAUUUGAGUGUGAAAUGUAUUCAAAGGUUGAUUAGCUCGGUCAGCAAGAUGUACUAUAAAAAGUUUCAAUUCUAUUGAAAAACUACUGCCCGUAUGUGCCAUUAUUACAAUCUAAAAGACCAAGCAGUGUCUUUCAAAAAUUUAGCCUGGUGAAAUGUAUGCUUUUAAAUACAAUUGGCCUACAAAAUUGUUACCAACAUUUUUAAUAUUUUAUGUUGACUUGUACAUAUAAAACUUGUAGAAUAUUUAAUGCAAAUAAAGUGCAUUUGAACUAAUA